Messenger RNA from Xenopus tropicalis (tropical clawed frog), 1273 nucleotides. It is a transcript of the gene adprm, whose product is annotated as ADP-ribose/CDP-alcohol diphosphatase, manganese-dependent. The record is from RefSeq and is a predicted model, not a curated record. The transcript has 4 exons. Lineage: Eukaryota; Metazoa; Chordata; Amphibia; Anura; Pipidae. Gene Ontology annotation, molecular function: ADP phosphatase activity; ADP-ribose diphosphatase activity; CDP-glycerol diphosphatase activity. The coding region runs from base 117 to 1145 and encodes 342 amino acids.
AGUGAUGAUAGUGAAUAGGAAGCUGAAAGCCCUGCCACUUCAUUGGAGCCUCAGGGGCAGACUGAUACAGGACCUGUGCCCAUGGGCAUGCUGGGGGGAAGAAACUUCAAAGGACCAUGGAAAGUAAAAGGAUGGAAGAGCCGUAUUUUACCUUUGGAAUCAUAGCAGAUAUUCAGUACGCUGAUAUGGAUAAUCGAUUUAACUACCUAAAGACCAGUAUGAGAUAUUACAGGAACAGCCUGACACAGCUUAAAGCCGCUGUUGAGGAGUGGGCUAUGGAAUCCAUAAAACCGGCAUUCAUUCUUCAACUCGGAGAUAUCAUCGAUGGAAUCAACACGAAGGAUAAGAGUUCGAAAACCGCGCUUGAGAGGGUGUUAGUGGAAAUGGACAAACUUCCCAUCCAGUUCCAUCACGUAUGGGGCAACCAUGAGUUCUACAACUUCAGCCGAGAAUAUUUAAAUGGGUCCAAACUGAACUCCCAAGCUCGAGGGGACAGAAUCGAUCGGGGAGGGGGCACCUCCGAGAAUGGAGAAUUCAAUGAUGAAUCGUUUUACGCCUAUCAUUUUAGUCCCUGCCCCAAAUUUCGCUUUCUUUUAAUCGAUGGUUACGAUCUUAGCCCCAUUGGGAGGGAGAAGACGAGCCCCAAGUAUGACAUUGCCUUAAAUCUACUCAAGGAAAAGAACCCAAAUGAGGAUCUGAACAGCCCAACAGGACUGGAGGAGGUGCAGUUCGUAUUGUUCAAUGGCGGCAUCAGCCCAUCCCAGCUGGAUUGGAUGGAAAGGGUUUUAACGUCUUCGGAUGAGAAGGAAGAAAACGUUUUUGUUGUUAGCCACCUCCCAGUGCACCCAGAUGCAGCCGACCCCAUGUGCCUGGUUUGGAAUUACCCCGAGGUCCUGUCCGUGCUGCAGUCCCAUCCCUGUGUGGUGGGAUACCUGGCUGGCCAUAACCACGAAGGCAGAUACUGCAUGGACCCUUAUGGAAUUCACCACCUCACAUUCAGCGGAGUCAUUGAGACACCCCCAGAGAGCCGGGCCUUUGGGACAAUGUAUGUGUAUGAGGAUAAAAUGGUUCUGAAAGGAAGAGGCCUUGUUGAAGACAGAACUUUAUACUACAGAGACCCCAAGAAUAAAGCAGAGAGACAUUAAAGGCUACAUUGCCCCUGUUCAUUCUAUCCAGAGCAGCCAAUCAACAGUUAGCUUUCACUGGCCUUGUGGAUUGGCUGCUUUGGGUCACUGAUCUAGUGUAGUUAAAAUAAAAAAAGCAGGAAUCUGGU